GUCGUCCGCGUCGUCGCGUUCAUCGCACAACGACGGGGAGAGUGAAGAUCGAGGCGUUGGGGACGAGAAGAAGGAAGGCAAUGGGGAGAGGGAGGGCGAGAAGGAAGGGCGGUAUGACGGGGAAGGGCCGGGAGGGGAUGUGAAGGGCAACGGUGGCGAGGAGUCGACAGGACUAGAUCCGCGGGGUGAUGGAGGCGAUGGCGGCAAGGAGGGGGGGAUGGCGGGUGGGGGGACUGGGCUGGGCGUGAACCUGGACUUUGACGAGGACGACGGUAGUGACUAUAACGAGUCAAGCGACGGCAAGGGAGGUGGAACGAGGAGUGAUAGAAGUGGAGAGGAGUGGAGAGGAAGCGAGGGGGGCGAAGGUGGGGAGCAGGAGCAUGCGAGUGGCGUGAAGCGGAAGGAGCGAGGCGCGGGAGUGGCAGCAGAGGGGGAUGAGCGGCCCGCCAAGCGGAUGGAGGUGGGCGGGGGAGGAGAGGCGGAGGGGCUGCUGGUGCGCGUGGUGGCGGACCACUACAGCCGGCGCGACAACCAGCAGCGCCACGAGCGCGAGGCGAGUCCCAUCAUCCACCUCAAGAAGCUCAACAACUGGAUCAAGUCCGUGCUCAUCCGCAUGCACACCCACCCCGCGCGUGGGGCGCGCGUGCUAGACCUUGCGUGCGGCAAGGGCGGCGACCUGACCAAGUGGGCGCGCGGGAACGUGGGCUUCUACCUGGGCGUGGACGUGGCGGAGGGCUCCGUGCACGACGCCAUGGCGCGCUACAACGGUGACUCGCACCGCGGGGGAGGUGGGGGGGAGGGGGGGGAUGGAGACAGGCGGCAGAUGCAGUUCCCGGCGAAGCUGGCGUGUGCGGACUGCUUCGGCGUGCCUCUGGACCGCGAGUUGCUGCCAUGGGCACCGUUUGACAUCUGCUCCACGCAGUUCGCUCUGCACUACUCCUUCGAGACCGAGCAGCGCGCGCGCUGCGGGCUGCGCAACAUUGCAGCGCUGCUGCGGCCGGGCGGCAUGUUCAUCGGCACCAUCCCCGACGCCAACGUGCUCGUGCACAAGCUGCGCGCCUCUCCGGACCUCAGGUUCGGCAACUCCGUCUACUCGAUCGAGUUUGCCUCGGAGUUUGAAGACAAUAAUUUCCCGUCCUCACGGCCGUACGGCAUCCGCUACGAGUUCCGGCUGGAGGACGCGGUGGACUGCCCCGAGUGGCUCGUGCCGUUCGCCUUCCUGCAGCGCCUGGCGGGCGAGUACGGGCUGCACGCGAUCUACCACGCCAACUUCCACUCCUUCAUCAAGACGCACGCCGCCGUGGAGCCGCACGCGUCGCUGCUGCGGCGCAUCGUGGGCGAGCGGUGGCGCGAGGAGAUGACGGCGGACGAGUGGGACGCCGCUUACCUCUACUGCGUGUUCGUCUUCCGCAAGGAGGGCCCAGGGGGGGCUGAGGGGGGUGGCGCUGUGGGGGAGAGGAGGGAGGAGGGUGCCCCCGUCGCGCACGCCACACGCGCCCCCAUGGACGCUUCUCCCCUCCGUCCUCGCGGCCGCUCCCCUCGCGCACUCUGUCUCCUCCUUGCCGCUCCGCUGCUCCUCCUCCUCCCCGCGCUCGCGUGCCUUAGCCCUACUCCCCCACUCGCCAUACUCCUUUCCUCCUUGUCCUUCGCCCUCCGCCCUCUCUCCGCUUGCUUCUCAUCUCCCCUUCCCCCGCCCCUGCCGCUGCUUCCCAUCCCCACGGCACGCCAGCUGACACGUCAGCGUGCUGAGCUGGCGGCGUUCUUCCACGUGGGCAUGAACACGUUCACGGACCGCGAGUGGGGCACAGGUGGUGAGGACCCGCGGCUGUUCAAUCUGGCGGCGCUCAACGCGACGCAGUGGGUCGACACCCUGGUGGUGCUGAUAGCGAAGCACCAUGACGGCUUCUGCCUGUGGCCCUCAGCGCUCACCAACCACUCCGUGCGCCACUCGCCCUGGAAGGCCGGCCGGGGGGACGUCGUUGCUGACGUGGCGGCAGCGGCGCGGGCGGCGGGUGUGGGGGUGGGGUUGUAUCUGUCGCCGUGGGACUGGCACGCGCGGGCGUAUGAGGAGAGCGUUGAGGCGCACAACGCCUUCUACGAGGGGCAGCUGCGCAAGCUGCUCACCCGGUGCGUGAGGGGGGGGAUGGGAGUGCUCGCGUGGUGGGGGGGGGGGGAGCAUUCACGCGCCCUCUUCACCCCGUACUUCCUAUUCACCCCGCACUUGCUCUUCACCCCGCACUUGCUCUUCACCCCGCACUUGCUCUUCACCCCGCACUUGCUCUUCACCCCGCACUUGCUCUUCACCCCGCACUUGCUCUUCACCCCGCACUUGCUCUUCACCCCGCACUUCCUCGCUGCUGACUCUAGCAACUCUAUUCCCCUUUUCUCCCUCCACCUCUCUGUCUGCUCCCCUGCAUCGUACCUCGCCUCCCUGUGUCACCUCUACGGGCCCGUGGCGGAGGUGUGGCUGGACGGCGCCAAGGGGGACCGCCGCCCCAUGACCUACCACACUGCCACGUGGCAGGCUCUCAUUCGCCAGCUGCAGCCGGCAGCGGCGGUGUUUUCAGCGCAGGGCCCCGACAUGCGGUGGGCGGGCAACGAGCGCGGCGAGGCGGGCGAGCCGUGCUGGGCCAUGUCCCAACCCAUGCCUUUCCAACCCAUCCACCCCGCCCGCAGCUACCUGAACCACGGUGAUGUGGCGGGCACGGAUUGGAUGCCAGCAGAGUGUGACGUGUCCAUCCGCCCGGGGUGGUUCUGGCACCCCUCGGAGCGCCCCAAGCCCCUCGCCCAUCUGCUGCACCUCUACUUGGCCUCGGUGGGGCGCGGGUGCUCGCUGCCGCUCAACGUGACGCCCAACACCACGGGCCUGCUGCACGGGGAGGACGUGCAGCGGGUGGGGCAGUUGGGCCGCGCGCUUCAAGUGCUGUUCCAGGAAGAGGUCAGCCCCGGUGCUCACGUGCACGCCAGUAGCGUGUAUGGCUGCGAGGAGGGACGAAGGCGGAGCGGGAAGGAGGAGAGGGAUGCUGGGAGGGGAGGGUUCGGGAGGGAGUUAUGGGGGUGGUGGGGGGGAUGGGCGCGAGGGAGUGGGUGUGAGUACAGGCCUGAGAAUGUGCUGAGUGCAGGGGAUGGCACCUUUUGGGCGGCUGAGGAUGGGGUGCUGUCUGCUACUCUCCAAUUCGACCUCGGGCAGGUGAAAACCUUUCAUGUGGUGCGUCUGGAGGAGCCUGUGGCGUACGGGCAGCGGAUAAAGUCGUUCACUGUGGAAGUGCUCGACCCGGACCCUACUGCUGCACGCGCCGCCACUCCAGCUGCCGCUGCGGCCCAAGUCAGUGCUGCUGGUGCUGGCGGGUGUGGGUCAGGCGGGUGUGGGUCAGGCGGGUGUGGGUCAGGCGGGUGCAAUGGCAGGGAUGGUGUGCUUCCCCCCCUGCCUGGUGUGCCGGGCGGGAGUGUGCACGUGGCCCACACACCGCAUGGCGCCCAGGGGGCAGUGCGCAGCAUGCUGGAGCGCACGGGGAGGGCGGGGAGAGCGGGCGAGUGGAGGGUGAUAGCGAGUGGCAGCACAGUGGGGCGCAAGAGGCUGUUUUGGGUGGGGGCAGUGAGAGCGCGGCAUGUGAGGGUGGUGAUUCACGAUGCGCGGGCUGCCCGCUGCUCUCCUACGUUGCACUCUACAGGAGUGGCGACCCGAGUCUGUCAUGGGAGCCCUAGUGCUGCUGUCAUGUGGGAUUGCACAUGGAGGAGCAAGCUGCAAGAGCCCACGCACACUCCCCUCGUCCGCCCCCGCGCACUCCCCUCGUCCGCCCACUCACACUCCCCUCGUCCGCCCCCGCGCACUCCCCGCGUUCGCCCACUCACACUCCCCUCGUCCGCCCCCGCGCACUCCCCGCGUUCGCCCACUCACACUCACCUCGUCCGCCCCCGCGCACUCCCCGCGUUCGCCCACUCACACUCCCCUCGUCCGCCCCCGCGCACUCCCCUCUUUCGCCCACGCUCACUCCCUUCCCGUCGGGCACGCGACGCUUCCUGCCAUUUCACACGCUCCCUCCAAGAGGUCGCCCACGCUCAUUCCCCUCCGUCACCCACGUCCAUUUCCCUCCGUGCUGGUUUAGUACCAGCAGCCCCAGUCCUUUCCCCCUUUGCGACCCGCAACUCCCUCUCCCCCCUGCUUCCCCGCCGUCUCCUCCCUGCUUCCCCUCCUUUCCUGGACUGCUUCCCCUAUUCCCCCCCCCCACCCCCCCUGCUUCCCAUCACGAAGCCUUACUCUCGUCUUCAUCCUAAACCCUCUCUGCCUUACGCCCAUCCUCCCCUCACUCGCACUCAUUCUUACACCCUUCUUCCGCCUCUCCCCUCACUGCCUUACACCCUUCUUCCAACUAUCCCCUCUCUACCUUACGCCCUGCUUCCCCCUUUCCCCUCGAUUCCCUACACCAUUAUUCCCUCUCUCCCCUCCCUGUCUUACACCCUUGUUCCCCCUUUCCCCUCUCUGCCUUACCCCCUUCUUCCCGUUCUCUGCCUUACGCCCUGCCUCCCCUUUUUCCCUCUCUUCCCUACAUCCUUCUCCCCCGUAUCCCCUCUCUGCCUUACGCCCUGCCUCCCCUUUUUCCCUCUCUGCCCUACAUCCUUCUCCCCCGUAUCCCCUCUCUGCCUUACCCCCUUCUUCCGCCUUUUCCCCCUCCCAGCCGUACGCCAUUCUCCCCCCAUUUCCCCUCUUCCAUACCCCCUUCUUCCCCCUUCCCCCUCUCUGCCUUACGCCCGUUUCCCCCCUUACGCCACUCUGCCUUACUCCCCUUCUUCCACCUUUUCCCUAUCUCCCUUGCUUCCUUCUUCCCCCUACCCUCUCACUGCCUUACACUCUUCUUCCCCCUUUCCCCUCUCUUCUUCCCUACACUCUUCUUCCCCACCUCCCCUCUCUGCCUUACUCCCUUCUUCCCCCUUUCCCUUCCCUCCGUACACCCUACUUCCCCCACCAUGCGUUCAGUUCCUUACACCGUGCUUCCCCUUUUUCCUCUCUUCCUUACACCCUACGAAACCCCUUUCCUCUCUCUGCCUUUCGCCCAUCCUCCCCCCAUUCCCUCACAUCCUUACACCCUUCAACCCCCACCAUGCGUUCUCUGCGUUACGCCCUUCAUCCCCUAUUCCCCACUCUGCCGGACCCCCUUAUUCCGCCUUUCCACCCUCUAUGCCUAGUACGCCCUUCAUCCCCCUUCUCCCAUCCUCCUUUUACCCUUCUUCCCCCUUAGCCCCUCUCUUCCCUACACCAUACUUCCCCCUUUCCCCGCUCUACCUUACACCCUUCUUCCCCCACCAAGCGUUCUCUCCCAAACGUCCUGCUAAACCCCUUUUCUAUCACUCCCCUACACCCUGCUUCCCCCUCUCCCCUUCUUCCGCCUUUCCACCCUCUCCGCCAUACGCCCUUCUACCCCCUUUUCCCCCUCUUCAUACGCCUUUCUUCCCCCCGUUCCCUCCCUUCCUUACACCCAAAAUCCCUAGAGCUACUCUGCCAUACUCCCUUCUUCCCCCUCUCGCUACUACCUCCAUGCUCCCUUACGCUACCCGCACCUCCCCCUCUCCCUUCUUCUCGCCUUUCCCUCGCUGCCCACACUUAUCUUCCAUGUAUCCCCUCUCUGUCUUACACACUCCUCUUGCCCCUACCCUCUCUCUGCCAUCCACACUUAUUCCCCCUAUCCCCUCUUGGCCUUACCCCCGAUCUUCCACCUUUCCACCUCUCCGCCCUACACCCUUCUCCCCCCUUUUCCUCCCUUUCUACGCCCUUCUUCCCCCUUUCCCGUCUCUGCCUGGUUCCGCCCUUCUUCCCCCCCCCCUGUCCUCUCCGCGCCUCCCCUCCGUCCCCCCCAUGCAUCCACGCCGUCCCCCCCAUGCAUCCACGCCGUCCCCCCCGUGCAUCCACUCCGCGCCGGGGGCGGCGGCGCUGAUGGACUCCGCGGACCCGCGCGUGGCGGCGCUGGCGCGCGCGCAGCAGCGGAAGAAGGGGAAGAGCAAGUGGGGUGACACUGCGUUCGGGGGCGUGGAGGACGUGGCGCGCGCCGAGGAGGACUUCCAGAAACGGUUCACUGGGCAAGCGGUGCUGGCAGUGCUGGCGGUGGGGAGGGGGGAGUAUUGGCAGUGGGGAGGAAGGAGUGCCGGCGAGGAGGAGGAGGGGGAGGCGAUGGAGCCGUUCAACCUGCAGCAGGAGCGCGAGGAGGGGUACUUCGAUGCGGAGGGCAACUACGUGGAGUACAGAGAGGACACCGAGGCCACGCACGGCAGCACCACGCACCCUGGCAGUGGUGUGGCCCCUCUCAUGCCCUCCUCCCCUCUCCCCGUUUCCUCUCUCCCCCCAUCCUCUCACACUCCCUCCCCCCCUUGCAGGAUGGCUGGCGGCAGCAGCAGUGGAUCCCACGCUGGCGGCCAAGGCAGCAGCGCGCACAGGCAGCAGCGCGCACAGGCAGCAGCGCGACCCCUUCACAUUCUCACCUCCCAUCUUCCCCGCCUCUCCUUUGCCCAUCUCCCUCUUCCCCCUGCCACGACGCAUGGCUGGCAACAGCAGAGGUGGACCCCACCCAGGCCGCCAAGGCAGCAGCACCACCCCUCCACGCAUACUCACUCCAGCACGAGCCUGGAGGACGGCAGCGACGCCGACGACUGGGAGGAGCCCGCCCGCCACGCCGCCAACGGCGCCGCGGAGGCGACCGGCAACGACUCCGCUGAAGCCGCCGACGGGGAGAGUGAAGAUCGAGGCGCUGGGGACGAGAGGAGGGAAGGCAAUGGGGAGAGAGAGGAGGAGAAGGAAGGCGGGUAUGACGGUGAAGGGAUGGGAGGGGAUGUGAAGGGCAGCGGUGGCGAGGAGUCGACGGGACGAGACCCGCGGGGUGAUGGCGGCAAGGAGGGGGGAACGGGGGAUGGGGGAACUGGGCUGGGCGUGAACCUGGACUUUGAUGAGGACGACGGGAGUGACUAUAACGAGUCUAGUGACGGUGAGGGGGGCGGGACGGGGAGUGACAGAAGCGGAGAGGAGUGGAGAGGAAGCGAGGGGGGGGAGGGGGGUGAGGGGGGGGAGCAGGAGCAUGCGAGUGGCGUGAAGCGGAAGGAGCGAGGCGCGGGCGAGGCAGCAGAGGGGGAUGAGCGGCCGGCGAAGCGGAUGGAGGCAGGUGAGGGCGGGGGGGCCGAGGCGAAGGGGCUGCUGGUGCGCGUGGUGGCGGACCACUACAGCCGGCGCGACAACCAGCAGCGCCACGAGCGCGAGGCGAGUCCCAUCAUCCACCUCAAGAAGCUCAACAACUGGAUCAAGUCCGUGCUCAUCCGCAUGCACACCCACCCCGCCCGCGGUGCGCGCGUGCUGGACCUGGCGUGCGGCAAGGGCGGCGACCUGACCAAGUGGGCGCGCGUGAACGUGGGCUUCUACCUCGGAGUGGACGUGGCGGAGGGCUCCGUGCACGACGCCAUGGCGCGCUACAACGGCGACUCGCACCGCGGGGGAGGUGGGGGGGAGGGGGGGGACGGCGACAGGCGGCAGAUGCGGUUCCCGGCGAAGCUGGCGUGUGCGGACUGCUUCGGCGUGGCGUUGGACCGCGAGUUGCUGCCGUGGGCGCCGUUUGACAUCUGCUCCACGCAGUUUGCCCUGCACUACUCCUUCGAGACCGAGCAGCGUGCACGCUGCGGGCUGCGCAACAUUGCAGCGCUGCUGCGGCCGGGCGGCAUGUUCAUCGGCACCAUCCCCGACGCCAACGUGCUCGUUCAGAAGCUGCGCGCCUCGCCGGACCUCAGGUUCGGCAACUCUGUCUACUCGAUAGAGUUUGCCUCGGAGUUUGCCUCGAAGAAGUUCCCCUCGGCGCGGCCGUACGGCAUCCGCUACGAGUUCCGGCUGGAGGACGCGGUGGACUGCCCCGAGUGGCUCGUGCCGUUUGCCUUCCUGCAGCGCCUGGCGGGCGAGUACGGGCUGCACGCGAUCUACCACGCCAACUUCCACUCCUUCAUCAAGACGCACGCCGCCGUGGAGCCGCACGCGUCGCUGCUGCGGCGCAUCGUGGGCGAGCGGUGGCGCGAGGAGAUGACGGCGGACGAGUGGGACGCCGCUUACCUCUACUGCGUGUUCGUCUUCCGCAAGGAGGGCCCAGGGGGGGCUGAGGGGGGUGGCGCUGUGGGGGAGAGGAGGGAGGAGUUCCGCCGUUGCCGUUACCGUUGCCUCAGCAACAGGGUGUCCCCUUCACUCACGCCACGCGCGCCCCCAUGGACGCUUCUCCCCUCCGUCCCCGCGAUCGCACCCCUCGCGCGCGCUGGCUUCUCCUUGCUGCUCCGCUGCUCCUCCUCCUCCCCGCGCUCGCAUGUCUUCGUCCUCCUCCACUCGCCUCGCUCCCUUUCCUCCCUGUCUUUCGCCCUCCCACAUCUAUCCGCGUGCUUCUCCUCUCCCCUUCCUCCGCCCCCGCCGCUGCUUCCCAUCCCCACGGCGCGCCAGCUAACACGUCAGCGUGCCGAGCUGGCGGCGUUCUUCCACGUGGGCAUGAACACGUUCACGGACCGCGAGUGGGGCACGGGCGGCGAGGACCCGCGGCUGUUCAACCCGGCGGCGCUCAACGCGACGCAGUGGGUCGACACCGUCAAGGCCGCCGGCUUCCAGGUGCGCGCAACGCGCCGGGCCUUGAGCCCACCCAAGCUUCACAGCCCCUCCGCGCCUUCAUCGUCUCUGCGCUGCUCCUCAACCCUCUCAACCAUCAUGCUCCUCUCACCCCUCUCAACCAUCAUGCUCCUCUCACCCCUCUCAACUAUCAUGCUCCUCUCACCCCUCUCAACCAUCAUGCUCCUCUCACCCCUCUCAACCAUCAUGCUCCUCUCACCCCUCUCAACCAUCAUGCUCCUCUCACCCCUCUCAACCAUCAUGCUCCUCUCACCCCUCUCAACCAUCAUGCUCCUCUCACCCCUCUCAACCAUCAUGCUCCUCUCACCCCUCUCAACCAUCAUGCUCCUCUCACCCCUCUCAACCAUCAUGCUCCUCUCACCCCUCAACCAUCAUGCUCCUCUCAACCAUCAUGCUCCUCUCACCCCUCUCGCCCCGCGUCCCUUCCCCAACCCCAACCCCCCAGCUGGUGAGCAUUCACGCGCCCUCUUCACCCCGUACUUCCUCUUCACCCCGCACUUGCUCUUCACCCCGCACUUGCUCUUCACCCCGCACUUGUUCUUCACCCCGCACUUGCUCUUCACCCCGCACUUGCUCUUCACCCCGCACUUGCUCUUCACCCCGCACUUGCUCUUCAUCCCGCACUUGCUCUUCACCCCGCACUUGCUCUUCACCCCGCACUUCCUCGCUGCUGACUCUAGCAACUCCAUUCCCCUUUUCUCCCUCCACCUCUCUGUCUGCUCCCCUGCAUCGUACCUCGCCUCCCUGUGUCACCUCUACGGGCCCGUGGCGGAGGUGUGGCUGGACGGCGCCAAGGGGGACCGCCGCCCCAUGACCUACCACACUGCCACGUGGCAGGCUCUCAUUCGCCAGCUGCAGCCGGCAGCGGCGGUGUUUUCAGCGCAGGGCCCCGACAUGCGGUGGGCGGGCAACGAGCGCGGCGAGGCGGGCGAGCCGUGCUGGGCCAUGUCCCAACCCAUGCCUUUCCAACCCAUCCACCCCGCCCGCAGCUACCUGAACCACGGUGAUGUGGCGGGCACGGAUUGGAUGCCAGCAGAGUGUGACGUGUCCAUCCGCCCGGGGUGGUUCUGGCACCCCUCGGAGCGCCCCAAGCCCCUCGCCCACCUGCUGCACCUCUACUUGGCCUCGGUGGGGCGCGGGUGCUCGCUGCUGCUCAACGUGCCGCCCAACACCACGGGCCUGCUGCACGGCGAGGACGUGGAGCGGGUGGGGCAGUUGGGCCGCGCGCUGCAAGUGCUGUUCCAGGAGGAGGUCAGCGCUGCUGCUCGCGUACACGCCAGCAGCGUGUAUGGCUGCGGGGGGGGAUGGAGGCGGAAGGAAGAGGAGGAGAGGGAUCUACGAAAGGAAUGGUUUGGUUUGGGGUUAUGGGGAUGGUGGGGGGGUUGGGGGCGAGGGAGUGGGUGUGAGUACAGGCCUGAGAAUGUGCUGAGUGCAGGGGAUGGCACCUUUUGGGCGGCUGAGGAUGGGGUGCUGUCUGCUACUCUCCAGUUCGACCUCGGGCAGGUGAAAACCUUUCAUGUGGUUCGGCUGGAGGAGCCUGUGGCGUACGGGCAGAGAGUAAAAUCGUUCACAGUGGAGGUGCUCGACCCGGACCCUGCUGCUGCAGCCGCCGCCGCCAUUCCAGCUGCCCCUGCUGCCGACGGUGGUGGUGCUGGUGCUGGCGGGUGUGGGCCAGGCGGGUGCAAUGGCGGGGAUGGUGUGCUGCCGUCCCUGCCUGGUGUGCCGGGCCUGGGAGAGAAUGCGCUCCACACACUGCAUGGCGCCCAGGGGGCAGCACGCAGCAUGCAGGAGAGGACGGGGAGUGCUGGGAGGGCGGGCGAGUGGAGGGUGGUGGCGAGGGGCAGCACUGUGGGGCAUAAGAGGCUGUUUCGGUUGGAAGCAGUGAGCGCGCGGCAUGUGAGGCUUGUCAUUCACGACGCCAGGGCUGCCCCGCUGCUCUCCUUCUUUGCGCUCUACAGGAGCGGUGAUUGGAGCACCAUAUGA
Messenger RNA from Closterium sp. Naga37s-1, 10612 nucleotides. NCBI's taxonomy places the organism in Eukaryota, Viridiplantae, Streptophyta, Zygnematophyceae, Desmidiales, Closteriaceae. The record is from the annotation of a GenBank genome assembly.